Messenger RNA from Alligator mississippiensis (American alligator), 5947 nucleotides. RefSeq names its product adenosine A2b receptor (gene ADORA2B). The transcript has 3 exons. Gene Ontology annotation, molecular function: G protein-coupled adenosine receptor activity. The coding region runs from base 3897 to 4904 and encodes 335 amino acids. Lineage: Eukaryota; Metazoa; Chordata; Crocodylia; Alligatoridae. Gene Ontology annotation, cellular component: membrane. The record is from RefSeq and is a predicted model, not a curated record. Gene Ontology annotation, biological process: G protein-coupled adenosine receptor signaling pathway; adenylate cyclase-activating G protein-coupled receptor signaling pathway; vasodilation.
UUUGAUUGAGAAAUUCUCCUGAUGAAUCAGAGGCAAAAAAAUCACACCGCUGGCUCUGCUUGGGCAUUUGAGCACCAUCGCCCUAUAUUCUGUAAUCAAUCAGUGUGGUGCGCUCGGGGGGCUUUUGUGUGCUGCUGCCUCUGUUUUCUGGCUUUGCAUAGCCCCUGCGAUGAAGCAGAAAGCAGGAGGUCUGCUCUGGAGACGGGCACCACCUGGUAGGGAAGUCUUUGUGCAUCCUGAUGGCUCACGCAUGGUUUCAGGCUUGCAAGUGGGAAGCUGCUCGUCUCCGCUCUAGAGCAGGGAGCGCGUUUUUCCUAUGGGUUUGAACAGCACCAGCACGAGGGCACCGGUCCUGACCUGGAGUUUGGAUGCUACAGUCGUAGGGAUAUUAGUCGUGAAAUAGUCUCGCAACUUGGCCGUGUGGCUGGGAAAGCCUUUGCAAACGUGGUAGAACGUGUGUGCGCGCACUGUCUCUGCGUGUGUGAAACUCCUGGCUGCGGGGAGAGCUAUUGCGAGGCCAGCCGAAGGCACAGGACUGUGUCCAGACUGUGCGAGCGCUGAGGUAGGUGGUUGGAGAAACCCCCGACCUGGUUGCAGCAGGUUAGGAGGUUGGAGGUGGUUCUGCAGCUCAGGGCACUGCUAUCAGCAGUGUUUCCUGUAGGAGCAUUUACCGGGGUGCUGACUUGCUCCUUGCGAGGGGUGACUGUGUUAUGCAGGUGUCUUGGAAAGGGGGUUUACUGUCGUAGUUGGUGGAGAAGCACCAAAAAAGCAGCAGCCUUCCCGGGAAGAUCAGAACCAGGUGCCGCAGCUUUUGUGCUUGCACCUUAUGAUCUCCUGAUACAACUGGCUACAGGAGUGAACCGGGGGUCCCGAGACCCAUGCAGGCAUCACCCCCCCGCCCUGCUCACUGCCGCAACGUUGGCGUGCUUAGCAGGAGCGAAGCGGUGAGUUGGGCCUGGGCCGGCGGUGCUCACACCUGUCCAAGGACAUGAGCGGCUCCGAUCGGGUUGUUAGCUCCCUCCCUGCCAUGCCGAGCGGAGGCUGGCUCACGGGACGGAGCAAGGCUGUGUGGCUGGGAGCAGGUGUCUUUCCUGGGUGCUAUGUGUCCGGAGGAGCAUUGGGAGCUGCUCUGAGCCUUCAGUGUAGAACAGGCUAGAAAUCCAAUCCAUCACCUGGUGAAUCCCCUGUAAAGCCUAAAUCCCCUUCUCAGAGUGGGGCUUUCUUAGCAAAGAAAACAGUGGAGCCCGGCUUAGGCCAUUUCCCCUCGCUGCUAAAGGUCUCCCCGGGGACGGCCCAGACCAGCCCCAAAUCCUCUCCCCCAGCCCCUCCCACGUCUCCAAAGCCCAGGAGGCAAGAAACCCUUUGUGACUCAGCAGCGCACACAUACUUCACAUUUUCCCAGCAGGGCUUGCCUGCAAGCAGGGUGGGUGCUUCCGCCAGGCACUGCCGAGCUCCCUGCACACCUGGCCGGGCUGCCUCUUCCACCCCAGCAGUGUCAUCGCCUCGAUCGUUUCACUCCCUGAACAAAAUCUGAGCCCGCAGCCAGCCCUGAGGGCCCUGCAGGAAACCGAGACGGUCUGUGCAGCCCCGCUCUGGGGAGCAGCCUGCACCGAGGCUCUGCCUUCAGCAGCAGCUGUAUGUCCCAGGAGGCAGCAGGCGUAGUGACCUUUCUUCCGCAGCCUGGCACGUGCUGCCCACCCACAUGCAUGGCUUGGCCAUGCUGCUCGGCCCUCUGAGAGGGGACAAGAUCUCAGGCUGAAGCUCACAAGGGAGCUUGUAAUGUUAACCAUGAAUGACACGCUGCUGUUUGAAGGGGGCCAGGGGUUCUUCUCUCCCACCCCUCCAGUGAAGAUGCUGUAUUCCUUGCAACCAGGCCGCAAAGGGUUUCCAAUGCACAUCCAUGGGCAGGGAAAUGACACUUGCUUGGCACCUGGACUCUGGGUUUCAUAGCCAGGUGCUGCCUGGGGCUCAGGCUGGCAGAGGAGGGUGAAGGAGGUUAUAGGACAAAGCUGGGGCAAUGCCUAGGAAGAGAAGCCUCUUCUGAGAGUUCAGUUUGUGCAAGGCCUGGCUCCCAGGAGUCCCCGCCACGGAGCAGGGCACUGCGAAGUGCAGCUGCCCUACCCUCUUCUGCCCUACCUGCGCAGCUGUAUGUCCCAAAGCCUUGGCCCAUCCGGGCUGUCUCAGGAUGCAGUUGCCAAGGGCGAGCUGCUGGGGAACAGCCAGCUACUGAAUGGCGAUGGCCUCUGCAGACCUGGGCUCUGGACUCAGAAAAUUCAGGUGGAAGGGAGCUUGGGAGGUGACAUCUAGUGCAACCCGCUGCCCAAAGCAGCACCAGCCCCAACUGCAUCAUCCCAGCCAAGGCUUUGUCUACUGGGCCUUAAACACCUCCAAGGGUGGAGAUCCCCCACCUCUCUGGGUGCUCUGUUUCCGUGCUUUAUCCUAGCGAGAGUCUUUCUUAAUAUCCAACCUCAACUUCUGCAACUGGAGCCCAUUGCUCCUUGUUUCUUAUAGUGUUUCCCGGAUCUUUUCCCCUCGCCUUGUGCCACAUUCCAGCUCUCUGUUGCGCUCCUGGAGGCCUCCGAUGUGGAGACGGUUUUCUCCACGGUCUUGUCCUCUGUUCCCCUUUCGCAGCCUUCUAGGAAACACGCCUGCAGUGCCCUUUACCCGUGUGCCCUUCACCUCUGAGACGUGUUUACUGGUAGAGCUGCUCUGCAGCUGCGGAUACGCUCGUGCCGAGCGCAGCCAUCUAAGCCGUGAGCACCUGGGUGGAGGCAAAGCGCCGGGGUCACCUGCCCGCACCCGAAGCGCGCACAGAAAACCGGUGCUCCCGUCGCCUGCCUCCAGCGCUGCUGCGCGGGCCCGCGUUUCCCGUGGAAACCCCGUGUUAGCAGGUCUGUGCCAGCUGCAGGCACGUUGCGUGAGCCGCAGACUUGUAACAAGCCACGUCUUGUCCUGAGAAACGAACCCAAGCGUGCCAGCCUGGCCUCGCUGCUGCGGGAGGUGCAGAGCUAACCGGGGCGAGCUCGGGGCUAGGUCCUGUCGCUGCAAAUCCCUGCCCCAGCCGGCUCUGCGGCAAGUAAGCGGGUGGCUUGUGAUGGGCCCUGCAUCCGAGAGACCGGCCGAGGCAUCCGUCCGUCCAGGCCCGCGCGGGGGGCACGGGGUGGGUGCCCGGGCCUCCAGAACCAGCCUUUCCAGUCGAGCCGGGGCAGCUCUCCUGCCUCCACCUCCGCAUCACCGUGCCGCUUGCCCAGCCUCCUUUCCUCGGCGCGGGCGCAGCGCGGAGCCGCCUCGUCGUGCCCGGGCCGGGCUGGCAGCGCCCGGGCAGCGCCGCGUCGCCCCGGAGCCCCUGGCCCGCUCUCGGCUCGCCCUGGGCCAGCGGGCAGGGCCAGGGCAGGGCAGGCUGCUGAGGGCACGACCCCGAGAGAGGGGCAGGGACGCGGUGCCUCGACGGCAGCCGCCUCUCCCCGGCACGUCGUCCGACCCGGCUCCCCCAGCCCCAGCGCCGGGGGUGGACAGGCAGGUCGGGCUCCCGCAGCCCAGCCCCAGCCGCCCCCGCUGCCUGUCCCGGCCGCGCCGGGGAGGGGCGGCUGCUCGGCGCGACAGUACGGUACCGGCCGGGCGCCUCCCCCGCCGCGCCCGCCCCGCGCCCAUGUGCGCUUAAAGCCGCGGCCGCGGCGCCGGGACCCGGCACCCAGCUGCUCCGCUCCGCUCCCGUCCCGUCCCGCCCGCCGGCCGGAGGUGGGUCCGGGCCCCGUGGCGCGGGGCAGAGCCGGCCCGGACCGGACCGGACGGGACCCAUGCGCGGCACGUAGCCCCCGCCGAGCGGCGCGGAUGGCUGCGCCUUGCUGCCAGGCUGCGGCCCCGGGGAGGCGCCCGCCGCGCCCCAGCGCCUCGCCAUGAACAGCCCGUACAUCGCGCUGGAGCUGCUCAUCGCCCUGCUGUCCAUCGCGGGCAACGUGCUGGUGUGCUGGGCCGUGGCCACCAACCGCACGCUGAAGACGGCCACCAACUACUUCCUGGUGUCGCUGGCCGUGGCCGACAUCGGCGUGGGCGCGCUGGCCAUCCCCUUCGCCAUCACCAUCAGCAUCGGCUUCCACGCCGACUUCCACAGCUGCCUCUUCCUGGCCUGCUUCGUGCUGGUGCUGACCCAGAGCUCCAUCUUCAGCCUGCUGGCCGUGGCCGUGGACAGGUACAUGGCCAUCAGGAUCCCGCUCAGGUACAAGAGCCUGGUGACGGGGAAGCGGGCGCGAGGCAUCAUCGCCGUGCUCUGGCUCCUGUCGUUCGCCAUCGGGCUGAUCCCGCUGAUGGGCUGGAACAGCGCCAUGGGCGGCUGCCCCAACACGACCAACGCGUCGGCGGCGGUCGAGGAGAGCCGCAAGCCCUGCAUGGUCUUGUGCCUGUUUGAGAACGUGGUCACCAUGAGCUACAUGGUCUACUUCAACUUCUUCGGCUGCGUGCUGCUCCCUCUUGCCAUCAUGCUGGGCAUCUACAUCAAGAUCUUCAUGGUGGCCUGCAAGCAGCUGCGGCAGAUGGAGCUGAUGGGCCACUCCCGGACCACCCUGCAGCGGGAAGUGCACGCGGCCAAGUCGCUGGCCAUCAUCAUGGGGCUCUUUGCCUUCUGUUGGCUGCCCCUGCACAUCCUGAACUGCCUCACCUACUUCCACAAGGGCUUCAGCCACAGCAAGCCCCAGUGGGUCAUGUACAUAGCCAUCAUCCUGUCGCACACCAACUCCGUCGUCAACCCCGUCAUCUAUGCCUACCGCAUCCAGGACUUCCGCUGCACCUUCCGCAAGAUCCUCUCCCAGGUGCUGUGCAAGGCGGACAGUGGCCCCAAGUGCCCAAACGGCCACAGCCAGCACCUGACGGUCAGCAGCAUCAUCAGUGCCACCCCCACGUGCGUUUGACCUGACACGUCCCGGGCCUCGACGGCCUGGUCCUGGGAGCAAGGAUGCUUGGCUCCCCGAGAGGAGUCGUGCCAGGAACCGUGUGCAUUUGUACUGGUUUUUAUGUGAAUUUUUCUAUGACCACGGUGCCUCGUAGAGGGAGGAUGUGACCGGGGGCUCUGCACGGCUCACCCUGGCGCAUACCUGGGUGCCUGGGGUGCGGGUGGGCGCUAUCUCCUGCCCAGUCAGAGGUUGGACCUGAACCACCCCCACAGCGCAAGCUCCCCUCAUUGUGCUGCUCGUCUCCACCCUUAAUUUUAUUUUCCUCCCCCAUCUCCUUCCUGUAACGAUCCGAGUUACUCAGGGCAGUGUGGCCCUGACGGCACGUUAGUCAGACCCUGGUUGGUUUUUUUUCUUCCAUCAAUUGUUUGAUGCAGCUUGUAUUCUCCCAUGGGAAAUCCUCUUCCUGUCGCCCAGUUGCUGGUGUGACCCGAAGCUGUGCGCCAGGCUCGGGAGGAGCAGGCCGUGAGCAGGAGGCCACUCGGGGCAGAGCUGGCCUCGCUCCUGUGGGGACAUCAGAGGAAAGAGGGGCUGGGAUGGCAGGAAGGUGCCGCUGCCUCCACCUCCUCAGCUCCCCCGUUCCCAGCGCGAUAUCCCGCCUGGCAGUGACUAAUAGGGACUGGGUAGGGCCCCUCUGAAUCUCACUGGGCAAGGCCCUGCGUGCUCAGGCCCUGCAGCCAGCAUGGGGCCAAACCCAGCUGCUGUUCUGAGGCAGCCGGGGGAGUCCAGGCGGUUGUGGACGCCUUUGCCCUUGCGCAGGUGUUUUUGAUCCGCUGUGUAAAUGGCUCGGAUGUUCCCAGCAGGGUCAGCAGCCGGAGACGCUGCCGAAGCAGGCACCCCCAGUGCCCGCCUGACCCCGUGCAGCAGGCCCAUGUCACGGCCAGCGCUGUAACUCGGUGUCCAGCUCGUCCCCGGUCACUGCACGCGGUGUGUCUCAUCCAUGUCUGAGCCCUGUUUGGUCUGUGCGUGGCGCACGCAACUGGAUAAAGGUGGGAAGAACCAGA